GAGGAAAAAUUGGAGAAAUGGGCACUGUUCACAGAUGGACCACGAGCAAAAUACAUUGAAACACCACAGCGAUGACUAAUUUCAUUGGAAAAUAUUUUGCCGAAGAAGAAGAAACAGCACGAAGCGGGAAAAGUAUAAACAAAGAUGGACGUCAGAGGAGACUCGUGUGACGAUUCAGACAUUCUCCCUUCGUCAACUUUGCAAUUGUACGAGUCGCAGUUUUUCGGCUUCACUCCUCAGACGUGCAUGUUGCGGGUCUACAGCGCCUUCCAGGACUGUUUGUGUGACAUCUUGCCCAUCGUGGAGAAAGAAUGUGCCCGGCAACUGAGUAAAGGCAAGUCGAAAGCGACCGAAGAGCAGCUCCAAGUGCGCGCCAGGGAGUGUACUCUGAAGCUGCAACAGUUUUUAGGCGAGCGCUUCAAGGAACUGUCGGAGACAAUGGAGGCUCUACUGGUUACUCGGUGUUUCUCCAUACCGCCCAAUGUUCUGCUGCCGGAAGAUGACACCCACAGAAAACAUCCUCCAGACACACAGGAGAUGCUCAGACUGGAGUCGUCCUUGACGGACCUCCACAGCGCUUACGAGGCGGAGGUGUGUGCCAGACAGGCUCUACAGGCCGAGCUGAAGGAGCAAGCAGACUUGCAGAAGCAUCUGGAUGACUUUCUGACGUGGAUCAGAGAGCUUCAGGCCGCCUGGCUGAUGGAAGGAAACAGCAGUUUCCGGGAAAGUUUCCAACUCGUGACUUCAUCUGUGAAGAAACUGCAGGAAGCCAUAGUGGAGGUGUGCAACAAAGCCCCUUGAUGAACUAAAUUUGAUUGCUUUGAAUGUUCCUCCCAAGACUUAGCAGUUCAAUUCUACUCUUAAAUGAUUGACAGCAAGGUGGGAGCGGUAGAGGCAUAAAAUCAUUGUCUUAAUAAUGUUUGGACAUAAUAAAUCGGGUUUCUUUGUGCUAAUGUUAACUGCACACAAGUGAGUUAACGUUUUAGUGACGCAUGUUGUUGCAAUAUUCAGAUGUCACCAACGGAGGGCGCAAGUGUUCACAAUUUUUUCACUACUGUGAAGGAUGCUGUUAAAACGACUGCUAAAUCAAUAGAAAACACACUUUCAAAAUGAACUUGAAGAAAAUGAAGACGAGCUUUAUAUUUUCAAUGUUGAUGUUUUUGAGAAGUGUGUUCCCGAUUUCUAAACAAAAAUGCACGGACUACACUAAUGGCAAGUAUAGUCCUUUUUAGCCACUAGGUGGCAUCAUCUACUUUCCAACACGGUAGCCUUGGCCCUACGCGACUGCCAAAAUUAAAAACAUUGCUUUUUAUUCCCUUUUGCUUAUUAAAUGUGCUCUUUCAUAUGUUUGGUGUAAUAAAAAAGGCUAAACAAGCUCAUAAUGGUAUUAGCAGCAUAAAGUAUGAUCAGACAGCUCGUUGUCAAUCAUUGUCAAGUAGAGCAUAUCAGCAUUAAACUAGUGUCAGUGUUUUCAACUAGCAACGGUGUAAAACGAUGAAAAUGUGAUUUAUUUUGUGAUUUAUAGCCACCGCAACAGUUUGGAGAAAGUAAAUGAACAACAACAGUUCAAGUGUAAACAUUUGUUUUAGCCACAACAUUCCUGGAAAUGUGUGAGAGAGAUCCAGAUGGGACAGUGUGAGAAUCAGCAAAGGGAUUGUUGUCCUUUGGAUUGGCAACAUUUCUGGGUAAAGGUCUGUGCUCAAUGGAAACAAUUAAAGCAGAUAGAGUUGGUAUAUUGUAGUUACCUUA
Molecule: messenger RNA, 1749 nt
Organism: Doryrhamphus excisus (bluestripe pipefish)
Lineage: Eukaryota; Metazoa; Chordata; Actinopteri; Syngnathiformes; Syngnathidae
Gene: mis12
Product: MIS12 kinetochore complex component
Biological process (GO): mitotic cell cycle; kinetochore assembly; mitotic sister chromatid segregation
Cellular component (GO): chromosome, centromeric region; nucleus; MIS12/MIND type complex
Source: RefSeq, a predicted model, not a curated record